Molecule: messenger RNA, 4882 nt
Organism: Osmerus eperlanus (European smelt)
Lineage: Eukaryota; Metazoa; Chordata; Actinopteri; Osmeriformes; Osmeridae
Gene: rfx5
Product: regulatory factor X, 5
Exons: 9
Coding region: 2037-3872 (611 amino acids)
Biological process (GO): regulation of transcription by RNA polymerase II
Molecular function (GO): DNA-binding transcription factor activity, RNA polymerase II-specific; RNA polymerase II cis-regulatory region sequence-specific DNA binding
Source: RefSeq, a predicted model, not a curated record
UGUUUUAACAUAUAUGUUGUAUAAUAAUACAUCCAGUUUAACUACUGCACAUAGACUGUAUUUUAAAGUUUGAAUUCUGUCAAAAGUCAUGUUUUUAAAGGUGUUUCAUUGCUUGCUACCGUUAGCUUAGCAGUACUAGCUAGCUUGGACAGCAAUUUGGAUAGCUUGCUAGCUAGAGCGAAUUACUAUGCAAGCUAACGUAGCUACAACGCUAGACAGCUGUUUCUGUACACCUAAACUAAAUGUAUUGGUGGCUAUUCUACGUGUGUUAUUUGCCUGUCGUAUGCAGCUAUAUGAGUUGUAACUGUAAUAGCUCACGCAUGACUGCAUGCUUAUUCUUGAAUAACUAGGUGGCUAGCUAGCUCUGUAUGUGACACUGACAGCCAGCGUGAGGCUAGCUAGCAGACCAUGUAGUGUUGGUGGGUAAAUCCAUAAGAGCGGGAAGAGACCGCGCACGGCCACUGUAUGAAUGAGCAAAUCGGUUUAAAGGCUAAACAUUAUGAAAAUAAGCUUAAGUUAACACGGAGAAACUAACUGUCAUCGAUAUGCGAGCAAAGCCGAUCGCUCUAUGUAUGGGCGAUGUGACAGGUGCGGGUUGUGACCAACAUCAUGCCUCCCCUACUCGUAGUAUUACGGCUGACGCUAGUGACAGCCGCGUGAGAAGGCUUGACACAGACAGUCAUGGCUAAAAACAGUCAAUGCGCCAUUCCUAAUUUACAUGUGUGCAAAAGCUUUUCAAUCAUAGUUCUAUUAAGGGAAACGCUGAGUGCUCAGUCGCUUACCCCGUCCCCUACAUUUGUAACCAUGCAGACAAAGCAUGCUGGUAUUUCUCGUUUUACUCCCGUUUUUAUUUUUGUCCGAACCUAUAGUGCGGCACCGUAGUGGGAGUGUCUCUGAAGCCGUUUGUUAGAGCAUUAUUUCACCUUGCUGGAGUGCACUUGGUUUAUCUUUACUAUAAAAAAAUGCGGUAGAUAAUACAUGUUAUUGACAUUAUAAACAUUAUGAGAUUUACGUUCACUAUUUCCCUUCGAACAAAUUAAAUUGACCUGCUACUCCACCAACUCAUUAAGUCUUUUUUAUAUAUAAUGUGAUCUCAAUAAUUAUAACGCAUUCGUAAUGACUUGUAAAAAAUAAUAAAACAAUAACUCUUCAUUAAGACCGAGUAUUCAUUCAGCAUCUGAGGAUGUGACAACACAACCAAAUAGUCUCACUGGAGAUAAGGUGGUUGUCUAGUGAGAAAAGAUCUGCUCCCUUUUGUCAAAGACUUAUGUCUGAAAGCCUCGAGUUUUUAUAGAUUGUUCAUGAAACGGCAGUAUGCAGUUCUCAUUUAUCCUGUCUCUACAGAGUAGUGACGCUGAGCAGGACUGAUGUUGUGGCUUAAGAGUCUCUGUUUGUGGUCGAGAACAGCACCAUCACCACUGGGGUGUCAUAGAAACAAAUGGCGAUAGACCAACACAACUUAGACAGCAGAAGUGUGAUUGUGCGGAUGACGCGGCAUAGUCAAGAUGAGAAAGCACCGGCUUCUGCUUUCACUCUGUGAAAUGGAAAAACCACGAGCAGAAGGCUGUUUUUGGUGUUAUUGACUCGGCGUAAGAAUGUGGUAAGUUCUCUCUGAACACAUACAGAUGACGAUGUCGUGAGGUCGAUUCAGGGGUGGUGGCUGGAGACGAGGCUGGAGAGGACUGCUCAUUGGGAUCACUAGUGUCCUUAUCAAGACAGCCGUCCAGUUCCAGCCUCCCACAGACCAGAGUCGGAGGUUUGGUCACAUGGUACGGAUUAAAAAAAGAGCCAUUGAGCUGCACCUUCGAGUUAUGCUUUGGGAUAGGCCAUAGCUCUCUGCCUAAGCACUUACGUUGUGUUCGAGGACUCUUGGCUUAGGCUCACCUUUCUUGAGCUAUACCUGGGUGGGGGGUGUCCUUUCCACCACAGGGAUUUGACGGAAUGAGGUCAAAGCAGGAUAUGAUGUCACCCAGCUGUGCUGUUGGUAUUUCCCAGAGGCCUCGGGGAGCGGUUUGCCGCCGCUGCGUGAGCCAACCAUGACGGAGGAGAGGCUGAAGGCGGACCCCUCCAGGAGGGAGGGGCUGGAGGCGGUGGAGGGCGACACGGAGCCCAGCAGGAUGGUGCAGAAGCUGGGGAGCAACGUGUCGAAGAGCGUCCAGGGUAAAGUGGAAAGCAUCCUGAAAGAGGUGCAGCAUUUCUCAGACAGCGACAAGCUGUACCUUUACCUGCAGCUGCCCUCAGGACCCAGCGCUGGGGAGAAGAGCAGUAGCAGUGGCGGAGGAGGAGGACCAGGAGGAGACUCCAGCUCCUUCAACACGGCCGACCAGCUGCACACCUGUAACUGGAUCCGCAGUCACCUGGAGGAGCACGCGGACACCUGCCUGCCCAAGCAGGACGUCUACGAGACGUACAAAAGAUACUGUGACAACCUGCAGCACAGGCCCCUGAGUGCUGCUAACUUUGGGAAGAUCAUCCGAGACAUCUUCCCCAACAUCAAGGCUCGCAGGCUGGGAGGGCGGGGCCAGUCCAAGUAUUGUUAUAGUGGAAUUCGCAGGAAGACUGUGCUGAACAUGCCUCUACUGCCAAGCAUGGACCUCAAAAACGACCCGUCGGAGCUGACGGAGUUGGUGCAGACGUACAAACAGGAAGUGACGGAGGCGGCGUGUGAGCUGAUCUGUGACUGGGCUCAGAAGAUCCUGAAGCGCUCCUUCGACACGGUGGUGGAGAUUGCCCGCUUCCUGGUGCAGGAGCACAUUGUCAACCCUCGCUGCAGCCAGGCCGAGCUCGUCACCUCCGCCGCCCUGGCAGGAGGCCCAGCCAAGCCUGCCAAGGUGGUGAAGAAAAACUCCUCCCAGUCCAAGGGGGGAGGGGCCGACCUGGAGGGCAGUGCUUCUGAACUGAAGAGGGAAAAGGAAGGCGGAGAGCAGUCGUCGCCGGGGAAACCGCCGCCUAGCGACAAGCCGGCCUAUAAGGGACAGGAGCUGGUUCGUCCCGGGGGUCGCGACCUCCAGGUGGAGGCUCUGAUGAAGAGCUACCCCAAGCUCCUCCCCCGGAGCUCCGUCCCCGACAAGACCCAGCUCUCCGUGCGCUCCUCGCCCCCCUCGCUCGCGCCCAAGGACUCCGGGGUCAAGGUCAUCGCCAUGGCGACCCUGCCCCAGCAGCAAGGCGGGGCCCUCCCCCUCAUGAUCCUCCCCCAGAGCCUCAGUCUAUCGUACGACAGAGAGUCGGCCAAAGCCCCGCCCCCUCCUGUCACAGUGGCGCCCGCCGCAGUGACCUCCGUGGUGCAGCGCGCGCGCGCGGCACCCAAACGAGCGGCGGAGACGCCCGCAGCUGCGUGCGGGACCUCGGGCCCCGGGGGGGCGCCGGCCCCUCCCAAACGCAAGAGAGGCCGUCCCAGGAAGACCCGACCAGAAGACGCCCUUCCCCCUCCUCCUCCUCUUCCCGCCGUCACCCAGACCUCCAUCAUCACAGGAGGCGUGAUCCAGAAGGCCUGCUCUUCUUCCACCUCCUCCUGCGCCUCCUCCCAGCUGCUGGAGUUUGUGAUCCAGGAGCAGCAGGGGCUGGUGGGGGAGGGGGCCGUCCAGGGGCCCCGGGGGGUGGUGGUGCAAUGCCAGGCCGGCCAGGAGGGGGCGCCCAGGCCCGUUCUGCUCCUGCAGAGCCCGGUGGGACAGGCGGGUUGGGAGGUCGGGGGCAGGACCAUGGUGGAGGUGAUCCAGAGAAAUCCGCGACUGCAGGUGUUGGAGGACCGGAGCGAGAUGGAGAUCACCCUGACCCCCGUCGACCCCCACUCUGACCUCCAGCUGACUGGACAGGCCCCGGGGGGGGCGGAGGAGCAGUCAGCCCAGGACAGCACACCGACUGGGGGGCCCUAGCCCUGACCCUGGUCCCCCUGCACACACUCUCCUCAUCCUAAUCCCAUCCCUCACCCACAGACUGUUAGAGCCCCCCUUCUCCCGCCCCCUACUCAACUCAUCACUCCACAGUCCUAACUCCUCCCCCUCCCCCCGUUUGUUGUUUGGUGGAAAUCCUAGACUGGCGCCGCAGAGAGCCAAUCGGGAUAGAUGAAGCCAAACCGCCACUAACCUUCCAUUGGCCGCCCUUGCACUUGACAAUGGAAAAGGGCAGUUUGUUAACCCUUUUCUGUGACUCUUAAAAUGCAUGUUUGUCUGUGUAACUGGGAGUGACGCAAGAGAGGUGACUCUGAGCCCCUCAGAUAAGCGUGCUGUUCCAAAUCAACGCCUAAACCCUACAUCCUAGGCACUAAACCCUGCAUCCUAGGCACUAAACCCUGCAUCCUAGUCAUGGGAUGCUAACCAUCCUUGCUGUGGUGAGAGGUGGGGCCUUCAUGACUCCAACCUUCCCGAUUCGACCUUCCUAUUGGCCACCAGUGCUGGAGAGGGCGGGUCCGAGGGGUUUGGUUUGGAACAAGGCCUGCUCCUGUGGGUUCUGGAGGAUCUUGGAUGGAGUAUUACGGGUUUGGAACCAGUCCGGGUUCCCAGUACUUCCCCCCCCCCCUUCAACAGGAGGGAUUUUCAAUCUUUUUUCUACAUCCCUGGUAGUUCUGUCGGUGUUGGUGCUUUGUGAUGUCAGAGGGAGAGAGAGAAAAAGGAAAGUCAUGUGACUUUCCACUGAUGUGGCUGGCUGCAAUCUAGCGCAUGCUCUUCAAUCAGAGAAGCCAGCCAAUCAGAACUGGGCCUGCCUGCCACAGUGUUCUUAAUAGCGUGUGAAUGGAUUGUGAGAUAACACCCUCUCCCUUUUGGUUGGGAAUCCCCAUCACCCGAACCUCAACCCCCCCGACUCCAUUCCCAAACCUCACCCUUAAGCCCGACCCCCUUAACCUCAUCCACCAACUCCAUCUCCAAACUUCACCCCUUAUCCCACC